GCUGCCGGUUAAACUUGAUCAAGAUGACAACUUCCCAAAAGCACCGAGACUUCGUGGCAGAGCCCAUGGGGGAAAAGCCAGUGGGGAGCCUGGCCGGGAUUGGUGAAGUCCUGGGCAAGAAGCUGGAGGAAAGGGGCUUUGAUAAGGCUUAUGUGGUUCUUGGCCAGUUUCUGGUGCUAAAGAAAGACGAAGACCUCUUCCGAGAAUGGCUGAAAGACACUUGUGGUGCCAAUGCCAAGCAGUCCCGGGACUGCUUUGGGUGCCUUCGAGAAUGGUGCGAUGCCUUCUUGUAGUGCACUCUGGGGACUCCUCAGUCCCCCCAGCCACAGAAUCUAGUCUCCAGAGUCAGCAGCUGGGUGGGGCUCCUCCCUGUCCCC
Molecule: messenger RNA, 377 nt
Organism: Microtus oregoni (creeping vole)
Lineage: Eukaryota; Metazoa; Chordata; Mammalia; Rodentia; Cricetidae
Product: barrier-to-autointegration factor
Exons: 1
Coding region: 24-293 (89 amino acids)
Molecular function (GO): DNA binding
Source: RefSeq, a predicted model, not a curated record